Messenger RNA from Leptosomus discolor (cuckoo roller), 1602 nucleotides. The record is from RefSeq and is a predicted model, not a curated record. NCBI's taxonomy places the organism in Eukaryota, Metazoa, Chordata, Aves, Leptosomiformes, Leptosomidae.
GCAACCAAGCAGUUUCUGGAGGAGAUCAACAAGUGGACGGGCCAGUACAAUGUGUCCCCACUGUCCUGGAAUGUGGCCGUCAAGUUCCUCAUGGCCCGCAAGUUUGAUGUCCUGCGGGCCAUCGAGCUCUUCCACUCCUACCGGGAGACACGGCUGAAGGAGGGCAUCGUGAAGCUGAAGCCGCACGAGGAGCCGCUGCGCUCAGAGCUGCUCAGUGGCAAAUUCACCAUUCUGAGCGUGCGGGACCCCUCAGGAGCCUCCAUCGCCCUCUUCACGGCCAAGCUGCACCACCCCAGCAAGAGCAUGCAGCACGUGGUGCUCCAGGCGCUCUUCUACCUGCUGGACCGAGCGGUGGAGAGCUUCGAAACCCAGAGGAACGGGCUGGUAUUCAUCUAUGACAUGGCGGGCUCGCAGUACACCAACUUCGAGCUGGACCUCAGCAAGAAGAUCCUCAACCUGCUGAAGGGUGCCUUCCCGGCUCGGCUCAAGAAGGUUUUCAUCGUGGGAGCACCCAUGUGGUUUCGCGUGCCCUACUCCAUCAUCAGCCUGCUGCUGAAGGAGAAGCUGCGGGAGCGGGUGCAGAUGGUGAAGAUGUCGGAGCUGAAGGAGCACCUACCCUGCGAAUGCCUUCCCGAGUACCUCGGGGGGUCCCUCAAACUGGACCCUCUGAGCUGGAACUGCCGGUUCCUGCCCCAGCAGAACGGGCACCCCGACCCCCUGGAUGAGCUCAUCCUGGUGCCGCUGGUGGCCCCCAAAGAUAACGGCUCCGUCCACGUCCCCGGGCCCAAAUCCAUCACCCUCCAGGAGCUGCUGGAUCACGUUAGCCACAAGCAGAAAAGGGGCAUCUACGAAGAGUACGAAGAUAUUCGGCGCAGGAGCCCGGCUGGCACCUUUGUCUGCUCUCUGGCACCCUACAACCAGGAGAAGAACCGGUACGGGGACGUGCCCUGCCUGGACCAAACCCGUGUCAAGCUGGCGAAGCCGUACAGCCGCCCGGAGCUGACAGACUACAUCAACGCAAGCUUCAUGGACGGCUACAAGCAGAGGAACGCUUACAUCGGGACUCAGGGGCCCCUGGAAAACACCUACGGUGACUUCUGGCGCAUGGUGUGGGAGCAAAACGUCCUGGUGAUAGUGAUGACAACACGGCUGGAGGAGGGAGGCAGGAGAAAAUGUGGCCAGUACUGGCCCCUGGAGAAGGAUUUCCAGGUGUGCUUCGGGGCCCUGACCAUCACCAACCUGGGCGUGGAGAACCUCAACCAUUACAAGAAAACCAUCCUGGAGAUCCACAGCUCAGAGACCAGGGAGCGGCGGCUGGUGUCCCAUUUCCAGUACCUGAGCUGGCCAGACUAUGGUGUUCCCUCCUCUGCGGCCACCCUCAUUGACUUUUUGGGGGCCGUGAAGCAGCAGCAGAGGGUGGCGGUCAGCGCCCUGGGACCUCGCUUCAAGGGUCACCCCGGGGGACCCCCGAUCGUGGUGCACUGCAGUGCUGGCAUCGGCAGGACAGGUACCUUCUGCGCGCUGGACAUCUGCCUGUCCCAGCUGCAGGACGUGGGCACGCUGAACAUCUACCAGACGGUGCUGCGCAUGCGGACGCAGCGC